This is a messenger RNA of Alosa alosa (allis shad), 899 nucleotides long. RefSeq names its product PTTG1 interacting protein b (gene pttg1ipb). The record is from RefSeq and is a predicted model, not a curated record. Gene Ontology annotation, cellular component: nucleus; cytoplasm. Gene Ontology annotation, biological process: protein import into nucleus. The coding region runs from base 123 to 644 and encodes 173 amino acids. The transcript is spliced from 7 exons. NCBI's taxonomy places the organism in Eukaryota, Metazoa, Chordata, Actinopteri, Clupeiformes, Clupeidae.
ACUGAACGAGGCGGAGAGUUGGUUGUUUUGCGACCUACUUCCACCAAAGAGUGUAAACUGUGAUUCACUGUGACUGACCAGCGACUUGAGAUUUAACCUUGCCUGCCUUACUUAUUGUGAAAAUGGUGGACUACCAGAAUUAUGUGGUUUUAACUUUGCUUUUUAUUUUUAAUGUAACCGUGGUCUUUAACCAGUCAACCACUGACCCCGCAGCAACUUGCGCCUCGAAGACCAACACAAGCUGUGGCGAGUGCCUGAAGAAUGUGACGUGUUUAUGGUGUGAGAGCAGUGGAGCGUGUGUGGAGUACCCUGUGAGGAAUAUCCUGCCUCCCACCAGCCUGUGUCCCCUUCCUCAGGCUAGAUGGGGAGUCUGCUGGGUGAACUUCCAGGCCCUGAUCAUCACCAUAUCUGUGGUGGGAGGGGUCCUCCUCAUCGGUCUCUGUGUCUGUUUCUAUCGCUGCUGCUGCACAUGUGGGAACUCCAAGAAAGAUCAGAAGCUGGAUGAGAGGAUGGAACGGGAGGCUGACAUGAGGAAAAUGAAACAUGAGGAGAGGAAAGCAGAAAUGCGCAGCCGGCAUGACGAGAUCAGGAAGAAGUAUGGUCUGAUGAAAGACAAUGGCUACUCCAAAUUUGAGAACAACUGAGAAACCGCUGUGAUCAGCCGUCCCUGAUUCUAGAACAUCCUCAGUUGUCUCCUGUGUUGUGCUGAGGGGUUCCGCUUUUAGAACUUCUGUUUUUUUUUUUUUUUUCUCGUCCUUUUACUUCUCCAAAGAACUUCCAUCCUGAGCCACCGUUUUACUGAGGUGGUCUGGGGUGACCUUUCUGAAGCUGUUUUCUGCUGUUUCCUUCCCCCUACUCCGUCUCCUCAGCUACUCCGUCUCCUCAGCUACUCCGCCUCC